AUGGGCUGCUGGGGGUUGGUUGUCUACGCUGCAACUUCUGCAAUUUGUUCUGCAAUCCUUCAGAAGUACCUUGAUCAUUUUGACCUAAGUAUUAAGAUCAUCUACAUUGUUGGGACUCUCUCAUUCUCCGUAGGAACAGCAGUGAUGGCCAUCUUCCCCAAUGUGUAUGUUGCCAUGGUGAUGAUCAGUACUAUGGGCGUGAUCUCCAUGAGUAUUUCCUAUUGUCCCUACGCGUUACUGGGGCAGUAUCACGAAAUCAAAGAAUACAUUCACCACAGUCCUGCCAACACAAGAAGAGGUUUUGGAAUUGACUGUGCCAUUCUAAGCUGCCAAGUGUACAUCAGUCAGAUCCUGGUGGCGUCUGCACUGGGAGCCGUGGUGGACGCGGUGGGCUCGGUGCGUGUGAUUCCUGUGGUGGCCUCUGGGGGCGCUUUUCUGGGCUUCCUCACUGCCUGCUUCCUUGUGAUUUACCCUGAUUUGGAGCAGCCACAGCAGCGGAUGUCUGAGAUGAUCAACACGCGCUCACCUGCAGCAUGUGACUCUCAUCACGUGACGCUACUGCAGUUCUGA
This is a messenger RNA of Knipowitschia caucasica, 570 nucleotides long. The record is from the annotation of a GenBank genome assembly. NCBI's taxonomy places the organism in Eukaryota, Metazoa, Chordata, Actinopteri, Gobiiformes, Gobiidae.